Molecule: messenger RNA, 3668 nt
Organism: Zalophus californianus (California sea lion)
Lineage: Eukaryota; Metazoa; Chordata; Mammalia; Carnivora; Otariidae
Gene: ZNF157
Product: zinc finger protein 157
Exons: 5
Coding region: 524-1924 (466 amino acids)
Biological process (GO): negative regulation of transcription by RNA polymerase II
Molecular function (GO): DNA-binding transcription repressor activity, RNA polymerase II-specific
Source: RefSeq, a predicted model, not a curated record
CACAGCAUCACAGCCCUUACGAUGUGUGCGAGACCAACACCCCCCGAAGGGGCACUGUCGGGUGAGGACAGGAAACGGAAGUGGUCCUCCCAGGACGUUUAAGUCUUGUUGGCGCGCGGCGCUAAAGCGAGUGCACGAGGUUUUGUGGCGUGACAGUCAUCAGUGAUUUUGAGGAUUUCUUGGUGUCUCUGUGGAGCUGUUGAGGUUUCUCCUUACUGGAGGCUGUGGGAUCUUCCAUUCAUUCUGACCGCAGCCCACAUACCGACUCCCCUCCAGCUUUGGAAGGUGGGCUGAGACCCAGGGUGAACAUGCCAGCUAAUAGGAAAUCACCCCAGAGGUUCCCUGCCCUGGUUCCAGGACAGUCUGGCAGAUCAUUUGAGAUUGUUGUUGCAGGGAUCUGUGUCAUUUGAGGACGUGGCUGUGGAUUUUACCCGACAGGAAUGGCACAGACUGGACCCUGCUCAGAGGACCAUGCACAAGGAUGUGAUGUUGGAGAACUACAGCAACCUGGCAUCUGUGGCUCAUGAAGAUGCACCUUCCUCCUCCAUCAGAGGCCCUAAGCUCAGACAACUUGGCCCAUGUCCUGUGCCAUUUCCCAUUAACAGGCCUCUGCGUGGCCAAACCAGAGAUGAUCUUCAAGUUGGAGCGAGGAGAAGAGCUGUGGAUAUUAGAGGAGGAAUCCUCAGGCCAUGGUUACCCAGGAUCUCUCUCAAUGCUGUGUGGCAACAGUUCUGUUGGGGGUAAUGCCGUCAGGCAUGAUAAUGACCUUCGGCAUCAGAAGAUUCAAACUUUGGAUCAAGCUGUUGAAUAUAAUGGAUAUGAGAAAGUCUUCUACAAGAAAACAGACUUUGUUGGACAUAAAAGAACACACACAGGAGUAAAAAACUUUGGAUGUCAUGAAUGUGGGAAAACUUACUGCAGGAAAUCAAAUCUUAUUGAACAUCUGAGAAUACACACAGGGGAGAGACCUUAUAAAUGUGGUGAAUGUGCAAAGACCUUUAGUGCAAGAUCAUACCUCAUUGCUCAUCAGAAAACUCACACAGGGGAGAAACCCUUUGAAUGUAAUGAAUGUAGGAAAUCUUUUGGCAGGAAGUCACAACUCAUUCUACAUCAGAGAACACACACAGGAGAGAGACCCUAUGAAUGUACUGAAUGUGGGAAAACCUUUUCUGAGAAGGCAACCCUCAUGAUUCAUCAGAGAACUCACACAGGAGAGAAGCCCUAUGAAUGUAGUGAAUGUGGAAAAACAUUUCGAGUUAAGAUAUCCCUUACCCAACACCAGAGAACUCACACAGGGGAGAAACCAUAUGAAUGUGGUGACUGUGGGAAAAACUUCCGUGCAAAGAAAUCCCUAAAUCAGCAUCAAAGAAUUCACACAGGUGAGAAACCCUAUAAAUGUGAUGAAUGUGGGAAAUUCUUCAGAAUGAAAAUGACUCUCAAUAAUCAUCAGAGAACUCACACAGGUGAAAAACCCUAUCAAUGCAAUGAAUGUGGGAAAUCUUUCAGGGUACACUCAUCUCUUGGGAUACAUCAGCGAAUUCACACAGGAGAGAAACCUUACGAAUGUAAUAAAUGUGGUAAUGCCUUUUAUGUGAAAGCACGCCUGAUAGAACAUCAGAGAAUGCAUUCCGGAGAGAAACCCUAUGAAUGUAGUGAAUGUGGAAAAAUCUUCAGUAUGAAGAAAUCCCUUUGUCAACACCAGAGAACUCACACAGGAGAGAAACCCUAUGAAUGUAGUGAAUGCGGAAACGCCUUCUAUGUCAAAGUACGCCUCAUUGAACAUCAGCGAAUUCACACAGGAGAGAGACCCUUUGAAUGUCAAGAAUGUGGGAAAGCCUUUUGCCGGAAAGCACACCUCACAGAACAUCAGAGAACUCACAUAGGCCGGCCCUUGCCUUGUACUAUGGAGAAAGCUUCUUUGUGAAGACUUCCAUCACCAUCUGAUCAAGCCCUUCGGGUCUGAUCUGGUCACCACGCACCCUUCGUGGUGAUCUGGUCACCACGCACACAGAGUACACCUGUAACAAUUUGGCUCCUACACUGGUGUGAAAAUACAUCCUGAUUCCCGUUAGGGGAUAAGCUCAUUGUUGUUUUCAUUUCGUUUGGAUUUCCCUCAUUAAUGGUGAGGUGGAGUAGCUUCUUACCUGUUGAUUGGCCAUUUGGGUUUUUUCUUCUCUUCGCUGACUGUUCUAUAUCCUUUGCUCAUUGUUUAUAAUGGGCUGCUUAUUUUUUACUUCUUGGUUUAAGUGUCAUGUUUGUUUUUUAAUAUAUGAGAAUAUAAAAGUCUUUUUCAGUCAUGUGUGUUACAGAUAUCUCCUCAUGGACUGUGCCUGGUUAUUUAACUUUGUUAAGUCUUCUGCUGAGGUUUUAUGUUCGAAUAUUAUCAGGUUCAAGGUGAUAAUGUUCUCCUAUUCUUUCCUGUAAAGUUAAGGUUUUCCUUUCAACAUUGAGAAUUUUUCAUCUAUCCUGAAAGUUUUUGUGUGUAUAGUGUGAAUUGUACAGUAUAUAAUACUCUGUUGCUUUUAAAAACUUUACAUAAAUGGUAUUAAAUGGCGUUGAAAGUUCUGCAGCUUGCUCUUUUCAUGCAGUGUUACCUUUCCAUGGUCUAUCCAUGUUGACAAAUGUAGGUCUGGUUCAUUCGUUUCUCCCUCCAUUCCCCUGGUGCAAGACAUUUGUAUCGUGUCUGUGUUUGGUGUCUAAAUCUAAAAGUGGAACUGAUGGGUCAUAGAGUGUAGGCAGUGUUUAAGUUGUUGAGCUCUUGUACCCUAGCUCCAAUGCGCCCCUUCUACACUGUGCUUUGUGUUGCUCGGGCUGUGACUCUACAAAACAUGUUUCUGUCUUGCCAUCUGCUUCCUGUUGGGCCUUGCCAAUAAGAAAUACUAAAUAUAAACUUUGGGGGUGAGGAAGGAAGAAGGGACCUGUUCCUUUUUUUCCCUUCCUGUUAGCUCCCUGUUCAUCUGAGUGUCAGCCCGGUGUUGCUUCUUCCCUUGGCCAGCAGCACUUCCUCGGGGUGGUAGUAGUUUAAUCCAGGUUAUGGAUUUCCAGCACUCACAGAACAGCCUAUGGUACCCCACCCACCCCCUCAGAGACACUAGCAGCGGCUGGCAGUGCCACCUCCUUAGAGGUAUGAGUCCCACCCACAUGACACUACUCCUCCACCUUUUCAAUGUUUAAUAAUUCCAGUUUCUUCCCUGGUUAACCUUAGCCCAGCUGCUUCUUGCAGUUGCUACCUCCAUGAUAAUUUUAUUGUUCUCUUUCUGUCUUUUCAGUUACAUGGUUAAUAAUUUUGUGACUAGUUAAAAAUUCUUUAUAAUAAGUUCUUUUCACUACUAUAACCAGUAAUGUGUCUGUCCGCUAGCUGGGUUCUUCAGAUUGAUACAGAAGUUUUUCAGCUUUGUUAAAUAAUUGGAUUUCUUCCCUCUAGGUUGUACUAAUUUAUACUCUCAUGAGCAGUUUGAGAUGAAGUUUACAUUUUCCCAUGUAUUCACCAGGACUUAUUAGCAGUCUUUCAAAUUGUUGCCAGUCUGAAAAGUGUAAAAUGGCUUUAAGCCAUUGUAUCCAUGAAUAUGGUUUGUCUGUAUUUUAUCUUUUAACUCACCGUUUUGACCUUCAAUAGUAUUUUGUGGUUUUCUCCAAAAAAUUGUUUUUUAAAGCUAAUUUUUAAUAGA